Molecule: messenger RNA, 484 nt
Organism: Pyrus x bretschneideri (Chinese white pear)
Lineage: Eukaryota; Viridiplantae; Streptophyta; Magnoliopsida; Rosales; Rosaceae
Exons: 1
Coding region: 72-359 (95 amino acids)
Source: RefSeq, a predicted model, not a curated record
GAGUUGAGACUCGAGGGUGAGACCCUAGAAUCGACGAAGCAGAACCGCGGAGAAGGCAGAAGAAGAAGAAAAUGGGGGCGAUAACGACCUCAGUGAUUGCGAUAGUGGGAGUGGUUCUCGGUUGGAUCGCCAUCGAGAUUGCCUGCAAGCCCUGCCUCGAACAGGGCCGCGAAGCCAUCGAUCGCAAUCUCAAUCCCGACUACGAUCCAGACGACGCCGUCGUCUCCUCCGACAUCCGCGCCCCUCUCAACCCUCCCGCCGUCAAUACCAUCGCCGUGGAUCUCGAGGCGGAGGAUCCCAAGGCCGCUGCUGCCAUCGCAGCUUCUUCACAUUCCGACGGCGUCAAGGCCGUCCGAUAGUUUUCCUUUUCCUUUUCCGAUCAUACACUGUUAACUUACUUUUCAAAAUUUUCUUGUAUUUUGUUAUUAUUUUUAAUAAUUAUUUCUAAAACUCAAUUAAAUUUUUUAAGGGUAAAUUAGUACAA